Messenger RNA from Helicoverpa zea (corn earworm), 3200 nucleotides. RefSeq names its product bumetanide-sensitive sodium-(potassium)-chloride cotransporter-like. NCBI's taxonomy places the organism in Eukaryota, Metazoa, Arthropoda, Insecta, Lepidoptera, Noctuidae. Gene Ontology annotation, biological process: chloride ion homeostasis; potassium ion homeostasis; sodium ion homeostasis. The record is from RefSeq and is a predicted model, not a curated record. Gene Ontology annotation, molecular function: sodium:potassium:chloride symporter activity. Gene Ontology annotation, cellular component: membrane. The coding region runs from base 1 to 2928 and encodes 975 amino acids. The transcript has 19 exons.
AUGGAUGAAAGGCUUCUGAAAAGCCAUGACGAACUAGCAUUAAAAACUCGAAAAAUAACCACUUCAAUGGGACCCGAGAUGACAUAUGACAUCCACAGGAGAAGAAUUAGUUCAAGAGAUGAGCUGGCAGGGUCUACAUCUUCUAGACACGGGGAGCCUACUCCUGAACUCACGACAUACGGAGGCAUUAAAUUAGGAUGGGUGCAGGGCGUAUUAAUACCAUGCUUGCUGAACAUUUGGGGUGUGAUGCUGUUCCUUCGCAUGGCGUGGAUCGUGGCGCAGGCGGGCAUAGGCCUCUCCAUCCUCAUCAUCUUCAUAUCGGGAGUGGUGUGCUGCAUCACUACGCUCUCUCUCAGCGCUAUAUGCACUAAUGGUGAACUUCAAGGAGGUGGCGUAUAUUUCCUCGUGUCCAGAUCUUUAGGUGCAGAGCUCGGUGCAUCAGUGGGAAUAAUAUUCGCGUUUGCAAAUGCUGUGGCAGCCAGCAUGAACACUAUAGGAUUUUGCGACUCACUCAACGAAUUGCUCAAGGCCAAUAGUGUUAAAAUAAUAGACAAUGGUCCGAAUGACACGCGAAUUGUUGGCGCCAUAGCUUUGUUCGUGAUGUGUGUUAUAUGCGCCAUCGGCAUGGACUGGGAAACUAAGACUCAAAACUUUUUGAUUACUGUCAUACUUACAGCGAUAGCAAAUUUCAUACUUGGUGCAGCUCUUGGCCCAGGCUCAGAUCAAGACAAAGCUCGCGGUUUUGUGGGACUCAGUUUGGAACAGGCUCGAGUAAACUGGUCGCCUGAUUUUCGGUACAGUGAGGGAUCAUACCACGAUUUCUUCAGCGUUUUUGCUAUUUACUUCCCCGCUGUAACAGGUGUUCAAGCAGGUGCCAAUAUUUGUGGUGAUCUAAAAGAUCCAGCGACGGCCAUACCUAAAGGGACGUUCCUAGCUCUAGCCAUAUCUAUAACAUCAUACCUGACGAUGGCAACACUGUCAGGAGUGGGGGGCUUGAGAGAUGCAUCUGGCAACACCACCGACAUCGCUAAUGGCUCCAUUAGCGAUUGCAAGCCUAACUGCAACUAUGGACUCCACAAUAGCUACGAAAUAAUGCAUCUCAUGGCAUUCUUCGGGCCUCUGAUCUACGCGGGGUGUUGGGCAGCCACCCUGUCAACUGCUCUGACGAAUCUACUAUCAGUGCCACGGCUGAUCCAAGCGCUGGGCUUCGACCGCAUAUAUCCCGGACUCAUCUUCUUUUCAAAGAGAUACGGUCGACACGGCGAACCGUACAGAGGAUAUGUGCUGACCUUCUUGGUGUCCGUUUCUUUUCUGCUCAUUGCGGACUUGAACACGAUAGCACCGUUGAUCACCAACUUCUACCUCGCCUCGUACGCGCUCAUCAACUUCUGCACAUUUCACGCGGCAUUCUUCAAACCUCUCAACUGGAGACCACGGUUCAGGUUCUACAACACGUGGGUGUCGCUGAGCGGCUUUUUAUUGUGUCUCGUCAUAAUGAUGGUCAUCAGCUGGGUGAUGGCACUCCUCACCACCUUCAUUUUCAUCACACUCUAUCUCUUGGUACUCUAUAGGAAGCCAGAGACCAGCUGGGGCAGUAGUACGGACGCCCAACGUUACCAGGAGACCAUCUCGUCGAUAGUGCAGCUGUACCACAUGACUGCUCACGCCAAGGCAUUCAACCCUCAGCUGCUGAUACUCUCCGGGAAGCUCGAAGCCAGGCCCUGGCUGGUAGACCUCGGAACUCUCAUCACUAAGACCGGAUCGUUUAUGAUUUUGGCAGAAAUUGAACCAACGGAGCUGAGCCGGAUGGAGCGGAAUCAGCGACAGCUGGCAGGAGAAGAAUGGCUGCGGGAGCGCAAGCUGCGUGGGUUCUACGUGCUCAUCCAAGGCGAGGAGCCGGAGCGGUCGCUGCGGGCGCUGGUGCAGGCCACGGGGCUCGGCCGCAUGGCGCCGAAUAUCGUGCUCUACGGCUUCAAGUACAACUGGGCUGCCUGCUCGCACAACGACCUGCUGGCCUACUACCACAUGAUACGGUUGACAUUCCGAUUCGAAAUGUCCGUGGCGAUCUUGUACGUUCCAACCAACAUGCGCCCUAAGAAAAAGCCACCAUCGUCAGUGCCUUCUCCCGGAGCGGACACUGGUGCGCCGCUUGAGUACUACGAAGAUCGAGCGACGCGAUUGCGAACGCUCGCGGUCAUGAGUUCCACUUCCGAUGUCAACUUACAGCAAUCUACGACACACUAUGAGGUUAAUGAUUUUUCUAGAAGGAGUAACACACCACCACCUGUGAGAGAGAGAGAGAGUUACGAUGCAGUAUCUCUAAGGCUCUCACCGUCUCAGAUCAGUCGCACGGGGGCCCGCAGAAUUGGAGCCUACAAACCUUUGACGUUCAACAGCAAUAGUAUUUUAGACGCAUGGUGGCUGUAUGACGACGGUGGCAUGAACAUUCUUCUGCCUUACAUAAUAGCUAGAAGAAGUGUUAAAGAGAAAAUGAUGCUGAGAAUAUUUGCUCUUCCUCGAGGGAAAACACCAAUAAUUGAGGCACAGAAACAGAUGUCGUCCCUACUGAAGAAGUUCCGCAUAGACUACACACAGCUGACAAUGGUGACGGGCCUCGCAGACAAGCCAGCCGCCUCAACGUGGACUUUGUUUAACAACAUGAUUAAGAACCAUAGAACGGUUAGCGAUGACGAGACCCUUAUAUCGGAUGAAGAAGCAGUGCGACUAUACGACAAGACUUCCAAGCACUUGAGACUGCGAGAGCUGCUGAUAGAGAACUCUUUCGGCGCAGACUUUAUCGUCAUGACGUUGCCUUUUCCCAGACAGGGCAUAUCAGCGGCUAUGUAUAUGGCUUGGAUGAGCGUCAUGAGUCAGGACAUGCCGCCGCUCCUCUUCGUGCGUGGCAACUCCACUGUCGUCAUCGCAUAGCUCAUAUUAUCGCUACAAGUUAAUAUCGAUUAUAUAUCAAAUUGAUUAAUUAAUCUUCUAAGUAAGCGUUGGUGUCCACAAGUGUAUAUUGUAAAAUCUUGGUUGCACCACUUUAACGCUAAACCAAACCACAACCAGCCGUAUACUUGCCACCCAUUGGUUAAAUCGGCGAUUUGACAACUGUGGUUCGGUUAUCGUUAAAGAUAGAUGGUGAAACUCACCGUUAGUAUAAUGUGAUGAUAAACAAAACUAGUAAAGUCAAUAUAUUACAA